Molecule: messenger RNA, 634 nt
Organism: Microbotryum saponariae
Lineage: Eukaryota; Fungi; Basidiomycota; Microbotryomycetes; Microbotryales; Microbotryaceae
Source: the annotation of a GenBank genome assembly
AUGGCGACUUUACCGCGAAUGUACCGCGCCACACUACGCCAAUUCGUAGCCAACGUCAGUUCCUCUCGGCCUAGACUCGGCUCUUCCAACGGUUUGAAUUGACCCGAUUGAGCUCCGACCGGCAUGUUUCACCACUACUGCGUCAUCUUCCAAUCGGAUUUUCAGUCUAUUCACCCGCGCGUCGAACGAUCAGCGUCGAUCCCACAACACCUGCGUCUCAUCUUUGACGAAGCCAAGUCGCUGAGCCGGGGUUCGAAAGAGGCCAAGGCUUUUGAGCGACAGGUCGAGGACAUGGUCAUCUUUCUCCAAGCCCAUCGGUCCCACAAGGUAUGUACAUGGAGGGCGCAAUUUAGGUUCUUCCGGGAGGUGCGCUAUCCUUUCAACUGGUACGCUGAUGCUGACGCUGCUUCUGCCUCUGCUGCGGCUUCUGCGCUCCCCUGACCCCCUCCAGGCGCUCGUCGAACGGUACAACCCAUCUUCGGGUAUGACCGAGGACGAAAAGGCACACAAGUCGGCGCGAAUGGUCGGACUCGAGUUCCCCGAGGCGUUCGAAGCCGGUGUUGAACCGACGAUGGAACGACAAAAGGCCAAGCAGAUUGAAAAGAGGGAACAGCAGGCCAAAGCACAACAGUAG